AUGGCUGACGAGGAAGAGCGCAUCAAGGCCGAGAAGCUGGCCGCCGCUAAGAAAAGGGUGGCUCAGCUUCAGAAACAAAAGAAGAAGGCCAGUAAAAAAGCUUCGACCGCCCCAGACGCUGCCAAAGAGACAGAGAACACCAAAGAGUCAGAAUCUACGCCAGAUGCCUCGCCCGAAACAACCACCGAAGCUGCUCCCUCGGAGGCAAACCCCGCGGAGAAGAAGCCACAAGGAGAGACGCCCGCAGACAUCGCGACCACAGAGCAACCCGCAGAGGACGCUUCUAAGAAAGUCUCAGACGACGAACAAGAAUCUGGUGAAUCACAUACUGAGCCGAUGCCGCCGGCUCCCACGUCACCUGAAGGCGAGACGGAAUCACCACCUGCGCGCUUGGAGACAGAUACCCCUCGAGCUGGGCACGCACGCCAACCCUCUCUAUCGAUUCAGUCAAAGCUUCGAUCAUCAUCAUUUCGAAAAUCGUCGAUAUCUCAAGGGGGUCCAUCACCACCUGCUCUGAAAUCACCCCCGCAUCCUUUGCCUCCUCUCACAGGAGAUGGCGAGUCAGUUCACGAGGUCUUUCGGAAACAGUCAACGAAGAUCGAGGAAUUGGAGGCGGAUCGAAGGAGGCUCGAAAAAGAGCUUUCGGAUGCUACCGCUCGCUGGCGCAAGACGGAGGAUCAACUUGAAGAUCUGCGAGAGGCUAGUGUGGACGGGGCAGAGUUGAGGGAAAAGCUGAGACAGGCAGAGGAGAAGGUCGCGAGUAUUGACGCAUUGAAAGAAGAGGUCGCAUCACUCCAACGACAAAAUUCACAGCUUCAAUCUCGAUCACAUCGCAGCAAUGCCAGCGUCUCAGUACCCCCACCUUCGCAAUCUCCGCCAGCAGAUCUCGUACGACAGUUGGAGUCCAAGUCCGCCACAAUUGAGUCCAUGGAGCUGGAGAUAUCGAAUUUGCGCGCUCAAGUAACAUCUUUUACAUCCUCACAUGAUUCACACGAAACACAAGUUGCCGCUCUCGAAAGCAAGCUUGCGAAGGCGGAAGAGGCUCUUGAAAAAUCUCAUCGCGAACUCGAUGACACCAAACAAGCAUUGAAUCGCGCUUCCGAAAAAGCCGUGAAGGAAGGCGUGGACAAGACAUCGACCGAGACGUUGAUUAAGUCCCUCGAGCGCGAAGUCGAGGAGCUGAAGAGUGAGAAAGCCGAAAGCGAGAAGAAAAUCGAGACCUUGGAAAAGAAACUGCUGGCACUAGGGAAUCUGCACAAAGAGUCCGAAACUCGGCAUCAGACUCGCCUACGCGAGAUUGAAAAGGCGGAAAAAGAGACUGCCAUCUUACGAAAAAAGCUAGCGACAGUCGAAAGUGAAAAUCUUCGUCUACAUGAGGAACUUGAUCGCAUGCGUAAGCGCGAUGCCGGUGGUACGGAUGAUGACGCACUCGAUGAGCUUGAAGAUGAAGAGCGCCAACGCCUAGAGCGUCGAAUUCGUGAACUCGAAGGCGAGAACUUCGACUUGCGUCGCGGCGUUUGGCAAGAGAGACGCUCGGAGCUAGUUGGACAACAGCACGCGGACGAUGAGUUGUCGGGCACUGGUGAUCCUGGCGCCAACGCCUUCGAUGAUGUUGACCUGGUCGGUGGUCGACCUGACCACUCUCGGCGUCGAAGCAUGGCCUUGCAGCAGCAGCAGCAACAACAACAGCAGCAGCAGCAGCAUUCCUCGUUCACCGAUGUAAUAUCCAGCGGCUUGGCCGCCUUUGCAGGUGGUAAUCGUGCGCGAUCGGGCUCGAGCAACCCACCGCGCCCGCAUGGCCCUGCUACUCGUGGUAGUCUGGAGUUGCUCUCGGAGGAGAAUCUGGAGGAUGAGUUUGACGAGGCUGAGUUUGCCCGUGCCCAAGCUGAAGAGGAGGCACGCAAGAGAGUGGAGUGGGUUCGUGAGGUUAAACGCAAGUUACGUGACUGGCAGGGCUGGCGCUUGGAUCUUGUGGAUAGCCGCGCCGGUGCAGAGGGACCGGGGCUGGCCUUGGGUCAGAUCUUUGAGGUUUAG
Messenger RNA from Penicillium diatomitis, 2034 nucleotides. RefSeq lists its product as uncharacterized. Lineage: Eukaryota; Fungi; Ascomycota; Eurotiomycetes; Eurotiales; Aspergillaceae. The transcript has 3 exons. The record is from RefSeq and is a predicted model, not a curated record. The coding region runs from base 1 to 2034 and encodes 677 amino acids.